This is a messenger RNA of Bombyx mandarina (wild silkworm), 2002 nucleotides long. Its product is annotated as protein scarlet. Gene Ontology annotation, cellular component: plasma membrane; cytoplasmic vesicle membrane. Gene Ontology annotation, biological process: transmembrane transport. The record is from RefSeq and is a predicted model, not a curated record. Gene Ontology annotation, molecular function: ATP binding; ATP hydrolysis activity; ABC-type transporter activity. NCBI's taxonomy places the organism in Eukaryota, Metazoa, Arthropoda, Insecta, Lepidoptera, Bombycidae.
AACAUCCUCAACAUGAAAGAAUACAAUCUUAAGCUACCCACACGCAAUGUCCUCACCGGAGCCGUGGUCAACUGGGAGGACGACGAAAUGGGAGUAAUGGGAGAUAGCCCGGAGAAUCUGACAUUAGCUUGGAAGGACUUAUCUGUGUUUAGAAAGAAGAAAAUACACACUAGCAUGUGGAGAUCGGCGGUCUAUGAAGAGGUUAAAGUGUUGCAUGGAGUGAGUGGCAGUGUCUCGUCCGGAAAUCUGGUGGCGUUAAUGGGUUCAAGUGGGGCCGGAAAAACCACACUCUUGGCCGCCAUCAGCCGUCGUGACAAGAGCGCUCUGACGGGCUACCUCAUGCUUAAUGGAAGGUUAGCCGGCGCUGACCUGAUCGCCAGGAUCUCAGGCUUCGUGCCUCAGGAGGAUUUGGCAAUCGAAGAUCUCACCGUAGCUGAGCAUAUGGAGUUCAUGGCGCGUCUCAUGAUGGACAAACGGUCAACCAAAAUAAUGAGAGCCAAAAGAGUCGAACAGCUGCUUGGCGAACUUGGUGUUAUGAGCUGCACGAAGACUAAACUGAAGGCGUUGUCUGGAGGCGAAAGGAAGAGGGUCGCUUUGGCGGUACAGCUUCUAAACGACCCGCCCAUUCUCUUCUGCGAUGAGCCAACAACGGGGCUGGACAGUUGGGCUGCGAGCGCCGUGGUGUCCAGGUUAAGGAAGCUGGCGAUCGGUGGCAAACUAGUCAUAUGCUCAGUCCACCAGCCGGCGUCAGGAGUGUUCGAGAUGUUCCACCAGAUUGUGUUCUUGGCGAACGGCCGAACCGCCUUCCAUGGAACCAUUGCACAAGCGGACCAGUUCUUUGGAUCGUUAAACUACAAGUGUCCAGUUGGUUUCAACGCUGCCGAAUACUAUGUAUCCCUACUAGGAAUCCAGAUCGGUAAAGAGUCAGAGAGCCGAGAGAGAAUUAGGCGGAUCUGCGACGAAUAUCACCGGUCGGACAUCGCUGCCGAGAUUGAGGCUAGAGUUGGAGAAGUACAUGAUGAAGUUGAUUACUUUAAUGGAACUCUUGAUGAGAAGAACGAAUAUUUCGAGAAAUAUCUCACCCUAGUCAAAGUUAACUAUUUCGUCCAAUUCUAUUGGUUGAUGUGGAGAAACAUUCAGCAGAUGAAACACAAUAGUACAAUAUGGAUAGCAGAGUUUUUAUUACUCAUGUUUGUCGGCUUCAUAAUUUCCUUCCCCUACAUCGGACACUUCAAAGAGCUUGAUCAACGUGACAUUCAGAACGUGGAAGGCUUGCUGUACCUAACCAUCACAGAGACGAUAUUCUUGUUCAUCUACGCCGUUUUCAUCACGUUCCCCAGUGAGGUUCCCAUACUACUGAGAGAGACUGCCAGUGGAUUGUAUUCACCGCUGCCAUACUACUUAUCGAAGAUGAUAUUUUGGAUACCUCGCGCUGUUAUUGAGCCCGUUCUGUUCGGUUCCCUCAUAUUUAUUGUGGCGGAGCUUCGUGGCGGUUUCGUCGGCUGGCUAGGAUUCUGUUUCGUCUGUGUUCUUUGUGCUAACUACGCUAAUGCAUACGGAUCUUUUUUGUCGUCUGUCUUCGACAAAAUGGAAACCGCUGCACUGGUAUCCGUGCCAUUCGACCUCAUCGGGACAAUGUUCUCUGGAUUAUACCUCAACCUUGGAAGUGUCUCCCCGUAUUUCUCGUGGCUUCGUUUUGUUUCAGCCUUUUACUAUGGCAUCGAAUCCAUAUCCAUCCUCCAAUGGGAUUCCAUAGAGUCCAUCGACUGCGUCAAACUCCCGGGGAUACCUUGCAUCAAAACCGGUCCUGACGUUUUGAACAGAUACGGCUACUCCGAAUCUCAUUUCUGGAGGAACUGUUGUUGUUUAGCGACGAUGUAUUGUGUAGCGCAUUUUGUAGCUUUUAUUAUGGUGAUAAAAAGAAGUAGAGGCACACCCGUUUACUGAUGGGUAAUGUUUUAAUUGAAUAUCAAAUUAUUCCUAAAAUACCAUUCGGAAACUG